AAAAAUAAAAGAAUCAGUCCAACUGUCGAACAAAGCUCGUUCCGCUAAAAAAGAAAUUCCCUCCGACUUUCCACAAACUAGAAACAGAAAAAAACCCCCAAAUUGGAUUCCACCAAUAAAAGAAACCCUAGAAUUCGAAAUUUCUUGCAGUUAGAGAGAGACAGAGAGAGAAAAUAGAGCGAUUAAGAAAGCGUGGAGUGGCGAUCUUCUGGUCGUCCAUUCGAAGGUCGCCGAAAUGCGCCUAUUCACCGGCAAUUCGCCUUCAGUUUUCAUCAUCGCCGUUUUCCUCACCGCCUUUCUCAUCCCCGCCGCCCGAUCCGAGCCUAGUCUGCUCAAGCUUCCGUCCGAUCAGCCAGAAAAUGACAUCUGCCCGCCGAGUUGGGAAGCGGAUAUGUGCCCGGUGAAAUGCUUCCGGCCAGACCCGGUUUGCGGGGUGGAUGGCGUGACCUACUGGUGCGGGUGUGCGGAGGCCCAGUGUGCGGGAGCGCGUGUCAAGAAAUCCGGGUAUUGUGAAGUGGGCAAUGGCGGGUCGGGCCCUGCGGGUCAGGCUCUUCUGUUGGUUCACAUCAUAUGGCUGAUAUUGCUCGGGGUAUUCGUAUUGUUUGGGCUGCUUUGAUCGGAGGAACAUUUCUUACAUCUCAAUUGAGGUUAGAAUUCGAUUUAUAUUGUAUGUCAUGUACUGAUAUUUGUUGUAAUUCUUUGUAGUGGAGGAUGACUCACAUUCUUUUUCUAUAUAAAUAUUCUUGUGGUUUAUGAA
This is a messenger RNA of Salvia hispanica, 757 nucleotides long. RefSeq lists its product as uncharacterized. NCBI's taxonomy places the organism in Eukaryota, Viridiplantae, Streptophyta, Magnoliopsida, Lamiales, Lamiaceae. The record is from RefSeq and is a predicted model, not a curated record.